AUGGACACCCUGGAUGCCGGCAGUAGGCCAAGCAUCGGCUUGCCAUCAAUCAACCACAUGGAUGCCGACAGACUAAAGCGCGAAGAGGUCGAGUAUCAGAGAAAACACUCUGGUGCCGCCGCUGCCAUGCCCAGCCCGAUGCACCCCUACGCGGGACCGCCGCAUCUGCAUAGCAAUCACCAAUCGUCGGUCGCCAGCGCAGUACCCGGCUCGCUUGGAGGCCUACUGUCUCCUCCCGAAUCACGCAGGACGUCUGGCGAUGAGAAUGAGUCGCAACGACCGACGGCCCGGCAAUCGUUGCCGUCAAUACAGGAGGCCCUAGGUUCAGAGCAGCCGCUGUCAUAUACAGCUACAGUGCCUCCGCCUUCAGCCAUAACUUCAGCUCCUCAGCACUAUCAUCCGCAAUCCGCUGCUGCUUCACCUGCUGAACCACGCCCAAGACCAUUUCCAUCCGACCUUCAGCACGCCACUCAAGGGCCCUCCAACCGGUUCACCUACCCGCGAAGCCCAUUCGUCGGUGCACUAGCAUCGCCAACAGUCUCCCGACAGCCACCUCAGGUCCAGUCAGAUUCGCUGCCCCGCCCGCCCUUCUCAGAACCACGGCCACCUUAUACCACUCCUCAACACAAUCCGAAGCUGCCCACUCUACAUCCAAUCAAGACCACGCAAUCCCCACCACUGAGCGCUGCUCGCCCCAACGCCCCUUAUUCGUCGUACCCACCACCGCCACCAUCAGCCAGCUACGAAAGCCCUGCUCCUCCCUCAGCGGGACCCAUGAACCACCGUUAUCCGUACACGCAGUACCCUCCCAGCUAUCCUUCAUCAGCUCCCUCAGCAAGUGCCCCUAACUCGGCUUAUCCUCCAACCAGCUCAACUUAUUCUGCCCCUCCUCGGUAUCCCCCACAAUCGUGGCAGGACAACUCAGAGAUGGCCCUUCUGGAAGAGAAGAAGAUUGGUCGCUCCAGUCUAGCCCCUUAUGGCGAAUCAGUCAAGCGACAUCUGGAGAGUUUUGACAUUGAAGCUUCUCUCAACGAGAUGGCUGAUGGAUCCGGACACAUUGCCGAGUUUUCAAAAAUCUACCGACAACGUGCGCAUGAGAACCAACGGAUUGGCUUGACACCACAGUCAAUGCCAAGGUUAGACGAGGUCGAUGACAUGAUCAAGCAGGGGGAGAGAAUCCAGAUAUCACUUCAACGGAUGCGAGAAGUCGUCUUUAAUCACCAUCAGGCGAGCAUUGUGGAGCCCCCUCAAGAUCCACGCUACCGCCCGAUGAACGGCUAUGACGACAACGCAAGCAACUACGGUGAUGAAACCAAGGGUAUGGGCGGCUUUGCUGGUGGCGACAAUAAGACUCGGAAGCGAGGCCGAGCUGCACCGCCGGGACGUUGCCAUAGUUGCAACAGAGCUGAGACCCCCGAGUGGCGAAGAGGGCCAGAUGGUGCUCGAACCUUGUGCAAUGCUUGCGGUCUACACUACGCCAAGUUGACUCGCAAGAUGGGUGGCAAGCAAGCUAUGACCAGCUCGAAUUUACGACCAAAAUCCGUCGAUCAUGGCUCACCUACCAUGUGA
Molecule: messenger RNA, 1569 nt
Organism: Alternaria atra
Lineage: Eukaryota; Fungi; Ascomycota; Dothideomycetes; Pleosporales; Pleosporaceae
Exons: 4
Coding region: 1-1569 (522 amino acids)
Biological process (GO): regulation of DNA-templated transcription
Molecular function (GO): sequence-specific DNA binding; zinc ion binding
Source: RefSeq, a predicted model, not a curated record